Messenger RNA from Andrographis paniculata, 1297 nucleotides. RefSeq names its product tRNA N(3)-methylcytidine methyltransferase trm141-like. NCBI's taxonomy places the organism in Eukaryota, Viridiplantae, Streptophyta, Magnoliopsida, Lamiales, Acanthaceae. The record is from RefSeq and is a predicted model, not a curated record. The transcript is spliced from 10 exons. The coding region runs from base 297 to 1175 and encodes 292 amino acids.
AAUAACUAUGAACAAGUUGUUUGGUUGAAUGUCGCGAAACAAACUCAUGACGUCGCAGAAUCAGCAGCAGCCUUCCACCGGAGAACUGCGGGGAUCGAGAUAGGUACGCCAUUGUUUGCACUGCAUUGAUUAACGUUCGGAAUUGAGUGGGAUUUAGCUAGGGAAGACGACAAUCGUGCCUCAGAUAGUUCGAUUGUCGUUUCUCGAACAAUUUCUUGGAGCUGGGAGUUUCCAAUUUCCCUCAGGAUAAUGUAUUAGCAUUAGGCAUUUAUAGCAGUUCAAUUAGCAGUGCAAAGAUGACGGCAGCAAUUGCGAGGCCGACGGUUCUCUUCUCGCCGUUGAGCAUUUAUCGAAGAAUUUCUUCCAGUUUCCCUGUGGUUAGGUUCGAAUUAAGUUGCUCGAAAAGCACUUUUAGGGAUUUUGAUGAACACUACUUGAGCAGAAAGUCGAUUAAAUGCUGGGACAACUUUUACAAGCACCAUAGAAAUAAGUUUUUUAAGGACAGGCAUUAUUUGGAGCGAGAUUGGGGCGAUUAUUUUUCUGAUCAUGAUGAUGGAACAAGGCGUGAAGAUGGGAUAGUGCUUUUGGAGCUUGGCUGUGGAGCUGGGAAUACCAUAUUCCCUCUUAUCGCCGCAUUUCCAAAGCUUUGUGUUCAUGCUUGUGACUUUUCUGCCAAGGCUGUAUCUCUUGUUAAGAAAAAUUCAAAUUUCGAUGCAAACCGGAUAAAUUUGUUUGUCUGUGAUGUCGUAAGUGAAGCACUUUGUGACAAAAUCCCACCAUCAUCUGUUGAUGUUGUUACCUUGAUUUUCAUGCUAUCUGCAGUCUCUCCAAGCAAGAUGACAAUUGUGCUGAAUAACCUGAAUAAAGUACUGAAGCCAAACGGUCAUGUUCUAGUUAGAGAUUAUGCUUUUGGAGAUUCUUCUCAAGUGAAGCUAGCAAACCGAAAUCAGAUGAUCAGUGAUAAUUUCUACUAUAGAGGGGAUGGCACUUUCUCAUAUUAUUUCUCUGAAGAAUUCUUAUCGACCCUGUUUCAAAAAGCUGGAUUUGAUGCUGUUUACAUAAAUACAUACUGCAGAGAAGUGGAGAAUCGAUUCCGAAAUAUGACAUUUCAAAGGCGAUGGAUACGGGCCGUUUUCAGAAAGAAUGGCUCCUCGAUUUGUCAAGAUAAUUUGUGAAUUUACACCAGCCCAGAAGCAUUGAUUGGAGUUAGAUAAUUGAGUCUACACGUGUCCUGUGAAACUCUACAUUUAGUAAAAGCUAUUCCACACACUCCCCCCUCCUCCUCUCUCCCAAUCCC